GAAAAUGUCAAUUUUAAAAUAAGAAGAUUUAUUUCUUAAUUAAGACGAUAAAUUGGAGGCAGAAGCUAUCGCUAAAAACGGAUAACAAGAUCCUCUGCUUAUUGUCAGCGUUUAUUCUUUCCGGAUCGUUUUGAAUGACUCGAUGUUAUAUAUCGAACAUUGUGAAGGAUACACGACACCCCUGUGUAACGAGAUACCAGCCGCUAGUACGAGGAGAAAGCUGAAGAGGAGAAAGAAGAUGAAGAAGACCUAUGUUCGGGGUUUAUAAAAGUUGCUGUUGGAACCAUGUCCUUGAAAACGGAAACCGUUACGGAAAUGCCGGCGCCUAUACAUCAUUGCUAACGCGUAAUUUUUCAUUAUAACGUUAACGAUGAGCAUCCACGUAAUUUAUUCGUUUCUUCAUUAUAUCAUUAUGUCAAACUUCCGUGGAUGUUAAUUAAAUUUCCAUUGAACGACGAUCGACUUACUAAGAUCUAACAAUGUAUUUGAAUUUUAUAUUAAUUGUAAACCAUCAAUAUAGCUGAGAAAAUUCUUGUAGAGCUUCGACCAAACUUAAUCUCUUUAUAAAUCAUUUUUAACUCAAAUUAUAUUAUUAGACUUUUGAUCUUUAGUGUUUCAUUAAAAUAACUUAACGUUCUUCUCAUCAUUUUUUCUUUAAAAAAAAAAAAAAAAAAGAGAUAUUCUGGACUCUACAUUCAACCGUCAUGCAAACCUGCAGAAAACAUGUUGCAUUAGAGCAACUUCGACAAAAAUAAAUCGAUUGCCUCAUCGCGCUCUCGGAUGCGUCGCCGUCGCGACGCAUUUUAUAAUAAAAGCGCGUGUACAUACGUCCUUCCGCCUCUGAAACUCCUAGUUUGCGUAGUGAGAGAAACCAUUUAGAAACCAAUGAGCUUCUAAUGAAGGUGGAGCUUGUGACGAAAAUCUCCACCUACUCUUAAAACGCUCUAUUUCCCUCUGCUUGCCCGCGAGGAACGACAGCACGAACCGGGAGAAGAUUGAGGAGAACGCAAGACGAGAGAUGAGAAGACGAAAGAGCGAGAGAGAUAGAGGUGAAGAAGCAGAUGAGGACCUUUAAGUACGUCUUAACUCGGCCAAGUCAGUUGGCAUCUCGCCGCUCCGAGCAAAAUGAUGCCUUCGUUUUCGAGCGCGGUCCCGCGAUCAAGCAUCUCAGUCAGCGAUGCCUAGUUAACGUCCUUGUGUUACACAAACGUAAAAAUUAUGUACUUCAGAGUUACAUUUUACCUAUGCUUAACGCAAACCAGACUGUGUGCACGUGUAUCGAUUUCUUGAAUCUGCAAGUGAAUGGAGAACUUUUGCCAAGUUUAGUUUAUGAAAUAGAAAUUGGACAGAACGGAACAAGAGGGUGUGCGAAAGUGUUUGAUCUCAGGUGAGGCUUCAUCUCGCAGAAUCAGGACGAUGUUCGCGCGUUGACUAAAGAUAUAAAUACGGUACAAGAGGAGAAUGUUAAAAGAUUAACAGUCUCUCGCCAAAAGCCGAGAACUCGUAAACGAAAUCGUAUUGAUUGCCAUGCCGAUGAGGGAAGGUGCGAAAAAAGAAGAAAAAUGUUAGACGCGAUGGAUGCGGAGCAAAGCGCGAACAACAGCGUGAUAGUGUCGCAGCUUGCGAGUUCGCAUACGCCACAGGAUUUCACGGUCUCACGCCUGCUGUCCACGUCUACGCAAUCCUUGGAUUGCAGCGAAACCUCCUCCACUACUGGAAACAGAAGACCCAGGAGGAGCAGGACGACCUUCUCAGCGCAACAGUUGGCCGCGUUAGAGAGAGUGUUUGAGAAGACGCAUUAUCCGGACGCCUUCGUUCGCGAGGAAUUGGCGACCAGGGUGUCUCUGUCGGAGGCUAGAGUGCAGGUAUGGUUCCAGAAUAGGCGAGCAAAGUUUCGGCGAAACGAGCGGAGCUCGGCGAUGAACCGCGGCGUCUCCGCGGGUAGAGAGAUGGAAGCCGCGUUACCGCUGCGUCCCAUCAGGGUGUCGCAUACCUCGCAGCACAAUGCGGAAAACAAUACGGAAUCAUCGCAGAACGCGACCACCCAGGUAACGGCCCAAUAUUCUUACGGCGAUUAUUGGAGAACGACGCCGCAGCAUUACGCGAUGCAAACCGCCGGCUGUCACGGCUUCGCCGCGAACGGCGGCCUGGCGAACGUGAGUCUGCCGCCGUACCAUCACCAUCAUCACCAUCAUCAUCACCAGACCGACAUCCACCACGGGCCCCUCGACGGACCCACCGUGAACAGCCUGAACGCUCUGAGACUGCGAGCACAUCCCUAUGGCUCGACGUAUCCGGCGAUGCACGCGAGUAUGUGAUAUCGUUCGCAGGUAUCGAAUCUGCGGAAUGGGAAUGUGUAGUACAUUUGAAUUGCGCUUAACAUAAUCUCAUUCUGGAGACGCGAUGUGAGGAACCAUUCAUCCCAGAUGUUGUCGAAACCAAAGAUAAAAUUUGACUGUCAAAAAUAAAUUUAAGAUCGCGACCUGAGAUGUUGGGACUCCAAGGAUGCUAAACGUCUCGCACAGUAUCGGGAUUUUAUGUGCAAAGGUGAUAAUGCAAAUGUUCUGCAGAUUAUCGCUAUAAAAACGUUCAUCGUAUGCCUUAACCAAUGAUAAUCAUUAGAUAAUGGUUAGAUUAAGUUUAAACUGUAAGUUUUGAACACACAGGGUAACGAAUAAAUAAGUCAUCUUUUUCCCGUCGAUAGAAUAGCAUGUUAAGUUACGAGAAAGUAUAUAUUGAUAUCAUAAUUAUUAAUCAUAAAUACAGUAGAACGUUAUUCUACACAAAGUUACGGCCUUAUUAGAUAUGUAGACGGUAUAGACAAAGACACUGUCGUGCAAUAAAAACAUUGAGAUUGAAGAACUUUUUUCAGGUAUGUUUUCUUAUAUAUAUAAUAAAAAAAAAAAGUA
Molecule: messenger RNA, 2909 nt
Organism: Formica exsecta
Lineage: Eukaryota; Metazoa; Arthropoda; Insecta; Hymenoptera; Formicidae
Product: short stature homeobox protein 2-like
Exons: 4
Coding region: 1563-2318 (251 amino acids)
Biological process (GO): regulation of transcription by RNA polymerase II
Molecular function (GO): RNA polymerase II transcription regulatory region sequence-specific DNA binding; DNA-binding transcription factor activity, RNA polymerase II-specific
Source: RefSeq, a predicted model, not a curated record